Paramacrobiotus metropolitanus is the source of this 1989-nucleotide messenger RNA. RefSeq names its product EF-hand calcium-binding domain-containing protein 7-like. The record is from RefSeq and is a predicted model, not a curated record. The transcript is spliced from 13 exons. Bases 28 to 1797 code for a protein of 589 amino acids. Gene Ontology annotation, molecular function: calcium ion binding. Lineage: Eukaryota; Metazoa; Tardigrada; Eutardigrada; Parachela; Macrobiotidae.
GUAAAGCGAAACUUACAAUUGCGGUAAAUGUUAUUGGUAAACUGGUUACGGUUGUUUUUAUUUGGUAGCUAUAAGUAUGUUUUAACAUAUUUAUUUGCGCUACCACACAAACAUCAAGGUGACAUUCCGCACUCCACAGCACCGUACCAGCACUUUGCCAAUAAAAUACAACCAGGACGGAAUGUUCUGGUAUCGGCAAGUGAGCUGUGGAUUGCACUGCAAAGAACCGGCAAAAAUCCGACCAGGACCGAAGCGAAGCAAUACUGGAGCAAAUACAGCGACAACAAUAAAGUUCUGGAUUUCGAAACCUUUAAAGAAAUUUCCAAAAGCAUUCCCAAUACAACACAGGAUGAAUUCUUCAAGGCUGUACGUGCUUUGUACGGCAAAGAAAAUUAUCUUGUUCCUUCGGAAAGUCUUCGUGAGCUUUUGACAUCUGGACCAGAGUCUCUUCCUCUGGAUGAAAUCGAUCGAAUUAUCUUAAGUCACACUAAUAGCGGCCAUGUGAACCUCCUUGAGCUAUGGACUUCGUUCGAGCAAACUGCAGAGCAAUGCGCUGGAAUUCACGAUGGUCAUUUGAUCGCGGAUCGUCGUCCAGUUGGUUCGUUCCGCGAGUCAUUCGAACAAGUGAUCAGCGCCUACACUAAACGAGUGCCAAGGGAUUGCGCUUGCAUCCACGCGCGCGGCUUUAUGGUCUUCGACGAUGCCAGUCAUCUUUUUGCGCAUCAGUAUGAUUUGUACUUAAGCGAAGAUACGGAAUUAACUGUGUCCAUACAAUUGGUCUCAUUGCCACUCUUAAAUCCAAGUAUUGACCCGGCAUUUAAUAAUAUUGAUGCCGAACUGUUUUUACUGCGGGACGCCGAUUCCAGUGGUCAUAAAAAGUUAACGGCAUUCACCAACGUAGCAGACGCUGAAAAGUGUAGAUUCACAUUUCGCACCAAAGCCGCUAAGGGUCAGUACACGUUGGUUCCAUUUACCACAGGAGCUUGGUUUUCUUCGCAACCACAGCUACAGUCGACAACCAAUCAUCACAAUGAAGAUGCACCAGAUUCGGAUCAUUCCACUGGAAUUCCGCUUUACCAUUUGGGAGAUGGGGAACUGUUAGAGCUAUCUGAGGAAUAUUCAAAUGCAUUGGAGGCGGUAUUUGAGUUAACCGAUCUGGAUGGGAACGACAACAUUAGCAGAAAUGAAUUCGAUAUUUUUGCAAAGCGAUCAACGGGAGAUAUUGUAAGAGACGACGAUUGGAAUGUCGUAACAACUAGUUUUCCCGUUCACAACGACCAGCUGACUCGGGAUGGAUUUAUGAAGCUUCACAUCAACGAAGCCACAGAUUGUGCCAAAAACGAUGAUGUUACCGAUAUGUGGAUCAUGUUGGAAUCGAUGGGAUUCAACAGGCAACUAGUUCUGAAUAGAACAAUGCCAUUCGUUGUAUUUUUGACUGCAUCGAACUGCAAUCCGCGCAUAACACCUACCGAGAUGAAACUAGUCACAACCACUUCCGAAAAAGCUAUCAUUCGUACGGCAUCUGAACUUGGAGUGGCGCAGGAUAUCGGAGAAGAUGUCAUAAUGUAUAAGGUCACCAAUGGUCUCCGCGUUAGUUUGGUUGUGGAAAACAGGGGUGCGAAAACUCAGUUUGUGGAGUGCGAUGUCAAAGAAAUGGAAAACUGUCGGCCCAGUAAAAAAUUGCCGCUGGAAAUGACGAUUCCUCCCAAGAAAACAAGUUUAAUUAUUCAUUUCGUGCCCAUCCAUAAGCAGAAUCCUUGGCGAGUAAAUACUAAAGAAGCCGUUAAGGUUGUGUAAACCAUUUCUGUCUAUUGUUAGACGAACAAAAAUUACUCGCGCAGAUGACAUUGUAUGAUGCUGUUAUGGUACCAGUAUAUAAAUUAUUAUAAAUUCUAGUCAAUAAAUGAACAUAUCAGUACAGUACCCUCGCCGUAAAAUUAUACUAACAUUGGGGCGUAUAAAUUAAGGCGUAAACAUCAUACCUUCAGU